Messenger RNA from Monascus purpureus, 1548 nucleotides. The record is from the annotation of a GenBank genome assembly. NCBI's taxonomy places the organism in Eukaryota, Fungi, Ascomycota, Eurotiomycetes, Eurotiales, Aspergillaceae.
AUGAAUAACACCAAAAUGUCACUCAACAAAGAAUCCCCCAUCGCAAUCGUAGGCGCUGGCGUCUUCGGCCUCAGCAGCGCCAUCCACCUCGCUAAAGCUGGCUAUAAAAACAUCACUGUCUUCGACCAACAGCCCUACCACGAAACCCAGUACGACUUCGACCGAGGCUGCGACGCCGCCUCCGCAGACUGCAACAAGAUCAUCCGCGCCGCCUACGGCCACGAGGUAUGGUACCAGGAUCUGACGCUGGAAGCGAUCAAAGAGUGGGAGUCGUGGAAUGAGUCCCUCUCCGACAAUAGUAGUAGUGGGCUACAGUUACUUCCACCCGGUAUGAAGAAGGGAGAGCGCAUCUAUGUCAACUGCGGAAAUUACCAUUUCGGGGAUGGCGAGAACCAGAACCACAACGACAACCACAACCACAGCGGACAACAUGGGCUGAACGAGUUCGAGAAGCUGUCCGUGGAGAAUCUUGCCAAGGCCGGACUGGGACAUACACAGUAUAUCUUCAGUGAUGAUGCGAAGGAGGCAGAGCGCGCGAGGGCGGAUGGGCUGGGGUACGCGGUUGAUCCGUUCAAUCUGGGCGCGUUGAAGGAUGGGAAGUACCGUGGCUAUCUCGAUACCAUUGGAGGGUUUGUGUAUGCUGACAAGGCGUGUCGGUAUGCGCUACACCUUGCGCAGACGCUGGGGGUGCGAUUCGUCCUGGAUCGACAAGCGGGACGGUUUGACAGGUUCGUCGAGAAAGACGGCAUAGUCACCGGUAUCCAGAUGGCGGAUCGGACGACGCAUCCUGCUGCGUUGACUAUUGUCGCCUGCGGGGGAUGGACGCCAGGCCUCAUCCUGCCUGAGAUGGACGGACUGUGCGAGACAACAGCCGGGUCGGUCGUGACGAUCCAGAUCCCUGAGUCCUCGCCACUGCGCCAGAGACUUUCACCAGACAACUUCCCCGUGUUCAAUUGGAAUGUUCAUGCUGGGGAGAAUGGCAAUCUGUACGGUUUCCCACUGACGGACAACGGGGUCCUAAAGAUAGGAUACCGGGGUACGAAGUACACGAACCCACAGAGAUUCGAAGACCGAUCAUCAUCGUCACCUUCAAAGGUCCGCAGCGUCCCAAUAACCAAAUGGACCUCUCCAUCCAUCACCGGUUUGCCCGAGAAGUCAACAAACGUCAUCCAGGGCUUCCUGGAUACAUACCUCCCCGAGCUGCGGGAUGCUGGAAUCAGCACCGGCUCUCCCAAUUUCCACACACGGCUGUGCUGGUAUACGGAUUCGUUUGACAACCACUGGGUGAUUUACCAUGUUCCUGGUAAGUCCGGGGUCAUCGUGGCCACCGGGGGCAGUGGACAUGCGUUCAAAUUUCUGCCGUUGCUCGGCCGGUUCGUCGUCGAGAGGGCCACGGGGGCUGGAGAGUCGGAGUUGCUUAAGCUGUUCCGGUGGAGGCAUUUGAAGGAGGGGGAGGAGGCGCAUAACAAGCUGAUGAAGGGGUUUGAUGAUGUUAAUGCUUUGCAGAAGGUGAAGUUGAUCGGUGGAGGUGUCAAGGGUAGGCUGUGA